This is a messenger RNA of Funneliformis caledonium, 4397 nucleotides long. Lineage: Eukaryota; Fungi; Glomeromycota; Glomeromycetes; Glomerales; Glomeraceae. The record is from the annotation of a GenBank genome assembly.
AAUAUCGUUCUGUAACUGGCGAAGGUAAUAAAAAGGAUGAACCAUUAAUUGGUAUUUCAAACACUCCAUUCGCCAGAAAAUUUCCAUCAGUGCCUAAUUUCGCAGAUGUGAAUUAUAAUUUGAUUCCCACACCAGGAAAUUAUAAAGCUAUUGAUACAGGUGCACUUACUUCUUGUAGUGCUAAAUUACCUGUUGGCACAUUUCCUUUGCCUAGGUGUGUUAGUAAUAAAAUAAUGUCUAUGCAAUUAAUUGAUGAUGACAUGUUCGAUAUAAAACGUUUGGAUAAAUUCAAAAGCAAACGGAAAAUUUCUCAUAUUUUGACAUAUUGGGGAUUCUUCGUAAAGAUGGAUGUUAGUUCUGGAUUGGAUAAAGGAGAUAUCUAUCAAUCUGGCAUUUAUAUUCCUCAGGACGACUUAUCAUACAUGUCUAGUUAUAGGAACGGUCCAAAACCAGCAAAUUUUACUUUUGCUGCGAAAUCUUUACCGUUUAAUCGUUCAAAAUUAGAAGGUGGUUAUACAGGAAUAAAUGAGGCUACCUCAUUUAUUGACGCGUCUACAAUUUAUGGUAACAAUGAUACUGAUUUGCUACGAGUUAGAGAUUAUGGCAAUAAUGGGAAAAUGAUUUUGGAAAAGGUUCCCGGUGAUGAAUUUGGAUUUCCAUUAGUUGACGAGAACGGAGGGUUCGUAUUAGGGUAUAGCGCAGAUUUUAGAAAUGUUUUUACAGAUUUGUUUCACGUAAUUCUCCUACGUGAACAUAAUCGAUUGUGUGAUGAAUUUUUUGCCAUUCAUGGAAAUGAUUGGAACGAUGAAAAAUAUUUUCAGGAAGCUAGAAGAUGGGUUAUCGCUUUUAUUCAAAAAAUUACUUAUUAUGAAUAUCUCGGAACUGUAAUGGGAAUUCCUUUGCCCAAAUAUGAGGGAUAUAAACCUGACCUUAAACCGGAAAUCGAUACUUUCUUUGCUACCGUAACUUAUCGUUAUGGAGAACAGAUUACAACAUUGGCAUUGAAUGAUGUACAAGCACCUGGACUAUUAAAAAUCAUUGGAGUUCCAUCAAUUGCUCUCUCGUUGGCACUUCAAAGACAAGAAGAAGUUGAUAUCUAUUUCUCUGAUUUUAUGCGAAGUUAUAUUCACCGAUCAGUAGAACAUAUGGAUAUUGCCAGUCUUGAUACAGUUCGAAGUAGAGAUCGUGGUAUUCCUUUUUAUAAUGAUGCAAGAGUAGCAUUUGGUUUACCAAAAAAAUCAUCUUGGGCAGAUAUCUCGAGCGAUCCUGAUGUGCAAAAAAGAUUGGAAGAUACCUAUGGAACCGUAAAUCGAAUUGAAGCAUUAAUGGGUGGAUUGGCCGAAGAUCACGUGAAUGGAGGAAAUUACGGAGAGUUGUUUUAUAAAAGCUUUUCAGAACAAUGGAUAAAUAUUAGAGAUUCGGAUAGAUUUUGGUAUGAAAAUAAAGAUGCGGGGUUCAGUAAAGAAGAUAUAGCAAAAAUUCAAACAACAACUUUAUUAGAUAUUUUAACAAGGAACACUCCAAAAUCAUCAUUAUACCCGCAAAAUCUUUGGUUUGUACAGCCACCAGCUUCAUUAAAAAUACCAGAAGAUAAUGCUGCUUAUAAGGAUGCUUUACCACUUGCUGAUGGAUUUGUUAUUCAAUGGAAAAUAGAUGGCUCUGACAUUACUUUCUUGAUUACAUUGAGUAGUACAAAUUCAUGGUUUGGAAUAGGAUUUAAUCCUGAGGGUGAUGCUAUGUCAGGAACCGACAUGAUGAUAUUUCAAAAUCAAAAGAAAGAAGGUUCUAAUGAAAUUACCGUCACUGGAAAGAAUUACAAGGGUAUUGGACUUGCGAUUAAACCUAAAGAGUUACCUGAUAAUGAUCAAAUUUUGACAUUAUUAAGCGCAACAAGAGUUGUGGAUGGAAUGACUCAAGUUGAAGUCAAGCGACCUUUAAUUGCUGAAAAUCGAAAAUCUAUCGAUGGUACUAUUCAAAUGGUUUAUGCUUGGAAUCCUAAUUCGAAUGAAAUAACUUAUCAUGGUGGAAAUCGUGGUAAAAGAGAAGUAAAUUUCCGAAGCGGUUUAAGCUCAAAUCUUGCAGAUGGUAGAAUGAAAUUAUUAAUGAUGCAUGGAAUUGUUAUGUUUAUUAUUUGGGGAGUUUUACUCCCAUGUUCGGUAUGGAUAGUCAGAUAUUUAAGACAUAUCGAUAGCUAUAUGGUACAGCAUCGAAAUUUAAAUUUAUUUGGCGGAAUGGUAGUAGGAAUAUUUGGCGCAGUAGCCAUGUCAAUAACAACUACACACGCAAAAAGUCCUCAUGCAAUCCUGGGCAUAAUAAUAUUUACUUUCACAGUAAUACAAAUUUCUUUGGGUAUAAUGGCGAUUUGGGGAUUGGCUAAUGUUGAAUCUGCAGCUACGGGAAUUGUUCGUAAUUUAAAGCAUUUACAUUUUUAUUUGGGAGGUGCACUGCUUUUAACUGCAUGGGUUAAUAUAUUCUUAGGCUUGAGUGUUUAUGGAGCGAAUAAGGCAUUCAUUUGGGCUUAUUUAGUUUGGUUGGUUUUUAUUGGAUUUGCGAUAACCGCAAGUGAAUUUUAUUAUAAAAUCAAGAAUAUGCAAUUCUUGUGGCCUGUAAGGUUUACGGAAGAUUCGACAAAACGGAUUCAUAAUUGUAUCCCUGAAGAUAUUUUUGAAAAUUUACCUGUCAUUACUUGGGAUGAAUUUAAUAACAGAGUUAUGACGGGAGCCAAUUUAGUUAUAGCAGAGGGAUUAGUAUUUGAUAUACAUCGAUGGAUUCCUGUGCAUCCGGGAGGACAAAGAAUAUUAAGAAGAGUAGUUGGAACUGAUAUUACACAAGAUUUUUUCUUCGAUCCUACAGAUCAAAUAGUUAUCAACACUGACGUUAAAGUUGAAUAUAGCGAUGUUCAACAACCCAGUAUCUCCGCAUUGACGGAUAAUACAUAUAAAGAAAAAUCGAAAUACGAUUCUAAAAAGGAGAAGGAAAGACCUCGUAGCGUAGCAAAUGUUGUUGACAUGGUUAAUGCCAAAACAUAUAAGGAUCGUAGAGUUGCGAUGCAUCGUCAUUCAAAAUUUGCUACGUCUAAAUUAGCUAGCAUGGUAAUCGCCAGGUUAAGAGACGCGGAAGUUACAAAUACAACUAAACCACAACAGAUGAAAAAUUUUGAAACAAAUAACGAAAAGGCAACACAACCAAUACCUAGUUCUCAUAUUUUCCGAAGAUAUAUAUUAACCAAUAUUGAAGUUGUAACUAGACACAAUGCUACAAAUCCUGUUAAAAAAUUGACGUUUCAAGUUAUACAUCAAAAAGACAGAUUACCAAGAUUUCUUCCUGGUGAUUAUAUUGAAAUCAUGAGUUUUGCUAAUAAUCAAGUGAUUACCAGACUAUAUACUCCAAUUCAGGGACCAACUGACAAUAGUUUUUGUAUAUUGGUUAAAAUAUACAAAGAUGGUAUUAUGUCUCAACAUUUAAAUAAACAAUUAAAAAAUUUUGAGAUUAAGGUGAGGGGACCAUUUGAUAUAGCAAAUCGAAUGGUGCUACCAUUUUUGGACACAUCCCCUAUUACUAGAUCUUCAUCACCCUCGGCAUUUCACGCAACAUUUGGUGACACGAACAAAACUCUUAGUGUUUACGAUAUGAGACGGUCACACAGUGUCGCUACAUAUUUACAACAGAAUGGUAUAUAUAAUAGUGAUUUUGGUAGUCAAUUUAAUAGUAUGCUUGAAGGUAGAAGUGGGAUAAUAUUAAAUAAGGAAAGAAAAGAUUUAUGUUGGGAUUCUUUGUUUAUGAUUUGUUGUGGUACUGGAAUUGCUCCAAUGUUGCAAUUGAUACAAUAUCAUAUGGAUAAAGCGGCAUCUUCCAAUUCCGAUUUCAACUUAUUUUUAUUAAUAGCAAAUGGUACAAUAGCAGAUUUAAUAUAUCCAAAAUAUUUAGACUAUAUAUGUCAAGUACUUAAGGGGAAACUUAAAAUUACUUAUAUUUUAUCAAAUCCUCCACAAAUUUGGAAAGGACUCAGCGGAACAAUUGAUGAUACAAAAUUAUAUGAUUGGAUUAUUCAAAAUUAUUCCGUGCCUCCACCUGCAAUUCCACCAAGAUUUAACGGCGAAGGUAAUGUUCCUGACUAUAGCCCCACCUGUGAAACAUUUGACGAACGUAUAAAUGAUCCUGAUCAAAUGUAUAACCAACAUUAUUCAAAUAAUACUGCUCCGGUCAGAAAUAGUCAACAAACGAACGAAAUGAUGUUAAUGAGUGAAAGACAAAAUUAUAUGAGAUUAUUUGCUAUGAAUAAUACUAAAGGAGUUAAAGUAGUUGUUUGUGGUACCGAUCAAUUUAAUGAGAGCAUUAGAAAAUCCUUGGAAAGGUUAUGUUUUCCUAUUGAUGAAAAAGCUUUAUUCUUGAAUUAA